This is a messenger RNA of Prunus armeniaca (apricot), 636 nucleotides long. NCBI's taxonomy places the organism in Eukaryota, Viridiplantae, Streptophyta, Magnoliopsida, Rosales, Rosaceae. The record is from the annotation of a GenBank genome assembly.
AUGGAGAGGCUCCUCUUUGUUUCAUGCAUUCUAACCACAUGUCUUGCGUUGGCAAGCUGUGCACGAGUCGUAGAUCCAGCUGCCCAUGCACCAGCAAUGUCCAUGGCAAUGUCACCAAGAACAUCCUCUUCUUCAUCAUCAGGCACGCCUCCACGCACGGAUGAGUGCUCGGACAUCAUAUUCGGCAUGGCGGAUUGCGUGCCGUUUAUGACCGACGGGUCGAAAGACACGAGGCCAGACGGCUCGUGCUGCCCCGGGUUGGAGAUGGUGCUGAAAGCUAGCGAUGACUGCAUAUGUGAAGCCAUAGAGAGCUGCACUGAUUUAGGCAUCCCUUUGAAUAUGACUAAGGCUAUGACUUUGCCUGCUGCUUGUGGCAUCUCUGCUCCUAAUUCUUUUAGUCAAUGUGGCAUUCCCUUGACUCCUGGUGUUUCUGUGAAACCAACUCCAAAAUCAUCACCAAAGAGUCCAUCUCCAAAGAGGGCACCGGCAAGUUCCGACGAUGUAGUUCCAGCAUCCUCCUCCUCCGUUGUCACAGCUCCAGCUCGGUCUCCGAACUCCGGAACUUAUUCUACAUCUGCCUCACUUGUGCUUAUUCUUAGCAUGCUUUAUGCUUCAUUCUACUGUGUUUCAUUUUAG